Molecule: messenger RNA, 14730 nt
Organism: Penaeus monodon (black tiger shrimp)
Lineage: Eukaryota; Metazoa; Arthropoda; Malacostraca; Decapoda; Penaeidae
Exons: 91
Coding region: 347-14371 (4674 amino acids)
Biological process (GO): transmembrane transport; lipid transport
Cellular component (GO): intracellular membrane-bounded organelle; membrane
Molecular function (GO): ABC-type transporter activity; lipid carrier activity; ATP hydrolysis activity
Source: RefSeq, a predicted model, not a curated record
CGCUGACACUUCAGUUGGCACUUGGCUCUGUUUCCGAAGGUAGUGUGGCAUCUGGGGUUGCUCCACUCACACUCUCUCCCUCCCUUCGCUUGACCGAGGUCGCGGUGUUCAGUGUGCGAUGACACCCCGUUGCCCUUCCUGUGUAUAACGCGUUAAUAUAUUCUAUGAAUCGCCGUAACUAGGUGUGCAGGAGAAGGAAUAUCAGUUGUAGGGAUAUCUAUAUAUUUAUAAAUUUGUUUAAAACAAGUGUCGGCAAGUAUAAUCCUGUGAUGAGACAAGAAUCUUAACUGUGCUGCACAACGCAAUGAGCUCAACGUUUUAACUGUGUGAAAAAGAGCGACCGGCCAUGUCGAGCGGCGCGGGCGUGCAGCUACGGCUCUCGCUGUGGCGGCACUGGCUCUCGCAUCUGCGCCAGUGGCCAUGGAUUGUGAGUAUCCUAGUAGUAGCAGUACUGCCUUUCCUCCUGCUGGUGCUGCUGAAGAUGACUGUCCCGCCUAUUCAAGAGGACACGUGCCACUUCCUGUCGCGUUCGGUGUCGAGCAGGUCUUCGCUGGUGCUCAUGCAGUCGUUCGUGUGCAGUCUGCCUAACAACUGCCACGAGACUUCCAAUGACGACACAGUGGACUACUUUCCAGGGGCAGCGAUAAAUUCCCUGCUCAACGACACGUCCUGGAUGGAGGCGGCGGGCGAGAGCAAGGGCGGGAUGCUCGGGAUGCUGUCGUCUGUCCCCACGAGCAUCUCCCGCCUCACCAUGCUCGCGGAUCUGCUCAAAAACCCUUUGCUCAGGGAUCUUAUGGAAAACGGGUUAUCGGUGAGCGACGUGAUACAUUCCCCGGGGAAACUCAACGAAACUCUCGUCACGGAGUUUGAUUUCGAUCCUGCCGUUGUGUCUGCCAUCUUGGGCGCCAGGAUCAACAUGUCUAGGGUGAUGUCCCUGAUCGGCUACCGCGACGUCUAUAGCGUGGUGUGUUCGCCGGAGCAGCUCGGGCAGUUCCUCGUCACGCACGCCAGCCAAGACGUGGCCAGCAUCUCCGCCUCCCUCUGCAGCCUCUCCCCCAACAUCACCGCCAACAUCACGAGGGUUUUUACCAACGCUCUGGAUGCGAUGGGUCUGUUUAACAAGGUUUCGGAUGUCCUCGGCGCCAUCGGAGGCUACGAGGCAGAGUCGCUCGUGCAGCAGCUGGGGGCGAUGCUGGCUUCCUUAGGGCGUCUGGAGUCCCUCGCGCCCCUCGCCUCCACCUUCAGUAGCCUUAGUCACGCCCUGCAGCCCAUUACCUCUGCUAUUACGGAGCUCACGGACGCGGGAUGGACGAUGGAGAGUAUGAAGAACUUGAUAAGCGUUCUCGAAGGCCUCGUGGCGGACCCCCAACUCACCUCUCUCGGCGCGCGGCUACUGCAGAACGUGGAGAACCUCACCUCCCAAGUGAACACGGACGUGCCUGACCCAUGGAAAAACAUCUUGAUCAGAGCAGGAGAAGUGAUCGACACCACAGGGCAUGAGGUGAUGGAGGUGACGGAGGCUCUGAAGGAGGACUUCACCGCGCAGACGGCCCUUGCGCUGGUCACCUCCCUCCUGCCCGCCGUCAUGGGGCCCGAGACUCCGAAUGUCACGAGCCUGGGCGCCGCCGUGGACGACGCCCAGCAGCGCCUCCCGGCUGAAGCGCAGAGGCACGUGGUCAGCGCGCUCGCCUCUGCGCAGUUGCUCGCCGCCCUCUACACCAACGCGACCCGAGCUACCAGUAUUCUGGUCCCGUGGGUUAUAUCCAACCCCCCAGCAGUGAAUUAUGGGUUAGUGGCAACCUUCUCUAACCACACUUUACUCCAGAAAAUGAUAUCGGAAAACACCCUUUCGAUGUGGGUGUGCAGCCGAGAGUCCUGGGCUGACCUGUCUGACGCGGGCUGGCAGAGCCUCUCCGCGCAGAUGUGCUCUGACUCGGGCCGUAAAAAUCUGCAAGAAUUAAGGGAGCUCAUCAACCCGUAUUUUGAUCCAGACUUCAUUAAGAAUGAGCUCCCCAGAUCCUCGGUAAACGGAACCGCUGUCGUUGAGGAAUUCUGGAAAUCGUAUGAGGCCAGUCAAGCCCUCAAUUCCAUGAUGACGUCAUACAUUACGUCAGUCAGGAGGAAGAGGUCACUGGGGGGCCUCGGCGCCGCGCAGUCUGAGAUGCCCGCAGCGCCGCCGGAGGUCAUCCGAGAGCUGAAGGACGCCGCCAGGAUGACCCGACGCCUGCUCAAGAAUGUGUUAACAGCCUACUCCGACCUUCUGAAGUCUGAACUCGAGAAAAACGAGACAUCCUUCACCUCGCUGCCGCGCCACAUCAAGGUCCUCCUCGACCCGAACACCAUGAUGCACGUUGCAGAUGCGACCUCGUCUGUAGUAGAGGUCAUGAUUCAGCUGAUCGAGGUGACCUCCUCCCCUUGGAAGGUCAUUGACCUUGUACUCCAUCCUGCUGUGGAAGGUCUGCUUCAGGAGGUCUUGCCUACUGCUGCAUUGGAUGUGGUACAGAGCAUCCUUGACUUCAUGGAGAACAAUACGAUAAGUGUACCUGCGCCUGUACCACAGAUCGUGCAGGUACUCAACGCUAGCCAAGCUCUUCUCACUAAGGUCAAAGACACGUCGUCGCCGUGGGGGGAGAUGCAGCGCAGUCUGCCUUACUCUGCCGGUCUGCUGAGGCAAGCGGGGAUCCUGCCGAGGCUGCUCGCUCUGCCUUACCUCUGGCUGCUCGAGGGGGUCCCUCAGGACGCCAUCACGCUCCUUAGCAACGCGACAGCCUGGCGGACGUACCCCUGCGGCGAGACAUCCUUGGCGACCUUCUUCCCCGCGUCCCCCGAGGGCUUGCCUACGACCUGGGCCUCCCUUGACCGCAUCAAGGCCGAGGUCAGGCAGGUCGAGGACUACCUCUGCCACAACUACAGCGUCAUCGUCAGUGAGGUCGCUUCGGAUGCUAAAUUGACGAAUAGUGUCAGAGCUUUGGUGGAGGACAUGAGACCAGGUGCCAUCGAGAUCAGCGGCACCAUCGAGCUCCUGCAGACGCUCCCCGACCUGGUCAUGUCUCUGGAUCUGAGCCAGCUGCUGCAGGAGGUGACCACGCCCGGAGGAGUUUCUCUUCAACAGGAGUUCGCCGAUUCUUUCGCUGGGAAUUUCCCUCGAGAUGAUACUGGCAGCGUGCUGGUGGCCCUGCUGGACAAGGCCCUGCGGCACCUGGCUGCGGACGCCCGGACGGCCGCUGCGGUGAGCAGCAUCCGCCUGGGAAUGUCCCACGCGCAGGCGAUCGCGAGGGAGCUCACGACGAUGCUUGAAGCUAAAGUGACUCUCGCCGCGAUUCUCGGAGUUCCGGACGACUAUCCUCCGCUCGCCCUUCUUCAGGAGGAUCCCGCCGGCACUGCCUCCUUCCUGGUGGACGAAAUUGCUUCCCUCGCCAUGUCAGUCCUCUUGAACAACAAAGUCGACUUCGAGUGGGUGGGCGGAUUGUGCAACAGGAGCAAGGGCGUGAGCAGCGUCGUUCAGCUCGCGUGUUUCUUCCUGGACAACCCACAGCCGCCAGUGAUGCACUCAAACCUCACCGCCAUCAUCACUACAGCUGUGGAGAGCUUCGCGAACCCGAAUGGAGUCGUCCCGCAGGUGGAGACGAAGGACGUGCUUGAUAGUAUAGCUCUGAUGGUGGACCGUCUGAGAGGCUUUGAUGUGAACCGCGUCUUGGACUUGGGUUUGGUGAAUGCCUUCUUUAACGCAUCCAUGACGGAACUGGAGGUGUUCAAGGCGGAACUUCUUGACCUGCAGAAGCAGUGGCUCUGGAAGGCUGCCGACGCGGCUGUGUCGCAGAAUAAGAACGUGUCUGAGGUGGCAAGGAAGGCUGGCGUCGUUCUCACAUACAUCCUGCAGUGGCUGCCCGCCUCGCCAGAUAACGUAAGCUCGUUAAUCCCCGAACCUCUGCUGAACCUCCACCACCUCCUCAAUACCACCUGGAUAGACCUCCUGGACGGAUUCCAUCAUAACCUCAUGCUCAACCCCGGCCUCGUCAACCUCUCUCUGCCAGAAAUUUGUUCCUCGGCCUCUAACCUCCAGGAGCCAUCAGGAGGAGCUGGAAAUUUCCUGGGAACAGUUGAGAGUCUCUGCCAGCUGGUCUCGGAUCUCGCUGCGGAAGACUGGCUGCAGAUGAGUCAGCUGUUGAGUGAUUUAGAGACUGACGGAGGGAAUGCACAGCCAAGGUCCUCGAAUACAAGAGGACCUAAUAGCCAACAGUCGGUGACCAGGGGAAUCUACGACCUUGGCCAGGAAGUGUUCGAUCGCCUGCGCGCCGGGCUGGAGGGGGCGGGUCAGUCGGUGGCGUCCGAUUUCUUGCUCCAACUGCAGUCGUAUCUGAGCUGGGGAAACUGGGAGGAACUCUUGGCGAGAAUUCAGGCGAGGAAGGAAAAUAGCACGCUAUCGGACCUGAUGCCCCCGCUGGAGAUGCUGCUGCGAGGGCUGGAGGGCGCCACGGACCCCAACGCCCCCUCGCACGUCAUCAGGGCCGUGUCGUUGAAGGUCGCGCUCGGCCGGUGCUUGCUCGCUGACAACAUCCGGGAUCUUCUGGCCGGGACUUCAACCCUGCGAAGCAUGGCGGAGGCGAUGACGUCACAGCUGCCGUAUGCCCUGAGGGACGUGGUGGUCGCCGUGGCACAGGAACCCAAGGAGGUGGCCAAAGUGAUCGAGUCCCUCAGCAAAGACUCGUGGGCCUCCGUCUGCCAGAAGGACCUCGAGAAAUUUGGCCAGUCUCUUCAAGGUUUUAAGGAGAGCGUCUGCCAAGUGAACCCUCAGGCAAUCGCUGGCGACUUCAAUAAGCUUUUGAAAAUUGACGUCCUUCAGGGUUUCACACCAAUAAAUCUCGAAGAGGUUCUCAACGCGAGCCUGAAUUUGGCGGGGGAUUUGAAAAGACAAGCAUCACUCCUUCAGAAAUUCGAAGACCCGGUGACCUACCUGGGGUUGGGUACGUGGCUCAACAUCCACAGCCUUGUGUUUAAUGUUACGGCGGACGAGAUGUGGGAAAAUAGCACCAUGAUCAUAGCGACCGCACUAGGACCCCUCGUGAACCUGAGCUUCGAGUUGAGCCCGGAGGAAACGGAGGGCUUGAGAAAGGUCCUGGCAGAGGCUGGGAGGUACUUGAAGGGCAUCAAGUUCUAUUUGGCACUGGCUCGGGGCGGGGACACGUGGCAGUUCAUUAGGGAGGUAUACGUGGACAAACCUGUGGUGGUCAAAUUCUUCGACAUAGUAGAGAAACUUCCCGACUUCUUAUACGAACAUGGCAUGUUCUACGGAAACUUCACUGUGAUGUCUCAAGUCAUACAGCUGGGCAGUGACACGCCUUGCAACCUGCUUUUUUUCCUGCUGGACGGAUACCGAGACCUCAUGAAGAACGAAAGCGCUGCCCUGCUGAGGGAGGUGUUCCAGUUCGUGUGUGACGCUCAGCAGUUAUCGCUUCUGCAAUCUCAGCUUAUUCCCACCACUCCCCCGGUCAUUGCGAACGUCACCAUGGAAGUCGACGCAGCUACCCUGGGGCUCCUCGUAGACCACGUGGCCUGGGACGUCGUGAAGAUCGGCCAGGGAAGGUUCUUUGAGGGUGACGUACAGCUCCCCCUCUGGCUCCAAAGGCAGAGCUGGGAGAAGGUCCUGCUCAUGCUGGAACAUUACCAAAAAGAGACAACCAUCCAGGAUGUGGUCGUGCUGUUGGCCGGCCUCGGACUGGACGCGGCGCGGCUUCGUCUGGACCAGCAGUACAUCGUCCCUGCUGCCGGCCUGGUGUUUAACCUUGCUUCCCGCUUCGUCGCCGCUGUCGAUGAAACCACCGGGGAGCUCGACUUGGAGGUGUUCACAGAAGGUUUGGGUUCUGUGACGAAUCUGCAGCAGAAGGUGGUUCCGAUGCUGGCUGAUCUCGUGGCUCUCGCUCUGUGGUUCCCGGAGUCUAAAAUGUACUACGGCCUGCUGUCAGGUGUUCCCCCGAUGGAGCUGUAUGAAAACAUGUGCAAAGGGGAUGUUAAGGAAUACCUGUUGCACCCGAGCCUGAGUGAAGCGAGGUGGCAGACCGUCCAAGAGCUCCUGUGCACAACGAACUCCGACGACCUCCAGAACGACCUUGCGCCCCUCUUCAAUACGACGCCCAUCGUGGACGGCAUCGCAGUGAAUUGGGCGCUUGUGGGCUCGAAGCUGGAGAAAGCCAUAUGGAGGUUUAAUGUGGAAAAACUUGCCUUUCUGAACGUGUUGGACGGGAAUCCUUACUUUCAAUCGCUGGAGAACAUCACAGCAGGACUGGCUCGAGGCCUCGUCAUGGCCACAGCAUCCGUGGUUCCUUUGGUGAAACAGGGGCCCACCUACGAAAUGCAGCGCUAUGCCGAGGUUCUCAUCUCCAUCAUGGUGGCGUUAGAACCCAUUUCCAAGCCAGGCUCCCCGAGGUUGUCCGAGCGUCUGCAGGACCCAGACCAGAUGCAGGCCCUGUUGCAGGAAUACACGCAUGCGAUGCAGAACUUCAGCGCCAGGAGAGCAGAACUACAGCUGCAGUACCAACUGCACAUGGGGUCGGUCCUCGUCGACGGCGUGGAAGCAGCUGACGUCAUACUGUCCCAGGAGAGUGCCAUAAGGAACGCCAGCCUCGCAGACCUCUUGGCCGAUUUCAGGACCUCUGUUAUGGCGGCAUCAGGGAACCUCGUGCCGGGAGAUUUGGCCUUCUUGCCCUCUUUCCCGACCUUUGUCUCCAAAGUGAUGGAAAAUGCGAUGGCGAAUUGGGCUACUGUGGUCAGAAUAGCCGAAGAACCUCUGUGUGAGAGCAUGGCGUCAACGGAACAGGCCAUGUCCAGUGUGCGCUUUGGCUCCGUCCUGCUGGUGAAGGUCCGCCGGCACCUGGCUCUCUGGGACCAGUAUGUGGACUUCAUUUGUGACAUCGACGCCAGUGACCUCGACGACCUCCUGACCCAAGCGAUGGAGGAGUUCGGAUGGCCCGAAGAUGUUGCUCAAGUGUCGGGAGAGAAAUAUAUGACAAACACUUCCCUUGACUGCCCUUUCGUCUUCAAUCAGUCGAGACUCCUCCGCCAAGAGGUGGACGCCCUCGUGACGCGGUACAUCCAGGACGAGGCAGCAAGGGCGCGUUUGCAGAGUUGUGUGAAGGACGCUGUCAACUCCACCGCCUGGCUGCAGCUCAGAGGGCUAAUAAAGGCAGCAGGCGACGUCAUGGCUCUGGGCCCCAUCGGCAACCUGACGACGGCGCUCACCACGGCGCUCUCCAAACUCUCGGCCUCGUCGUCGACCCUGAGGGCGCUCAACUCCAGGCUGGCCGUCCGCGUCCCCUUCGCCAGCAUCCUCGUCAGGGACUUCGAGGAAGAGCUCAACAUGAGUGCUAAGAUCGUGGCCAUGAUUAAGAACGAUCUCUUGGUGGACGUUAACCGGAUCUACGGGACAGACUCGCACACCCUGGCAGCUCUUCUCACAUCCGUGGAUAACCUGAAGAAAGUAAUACGGAAAAGAGGCGAAACAGGGACCAGCGGAAUAGCCAAGAGAAACACUGAUGACAUGGAAGAGCUGUUCCAGGCCAUUCAAGCCAUGGGCGCUGACGUAUUCUCGGAGAGAAUUCUUCAGAAUGUUAAUCACACCUAUUUGUUGGCUGAGAUUGACAGACUAAGAAUUGAGGCGCUCUUGACAUCCGACUGGCUGGCUCCAGUGACCACGUAUAUGACGGAUGCCGUGUCAAGCUUAUCAGAUCUGAGUGAGCUUGGAGCUGUUAUGGACAUCAGCAAGAUAAUUUCUGGCGAAGUAGACCCCGUCAGUUUCCUAACAGGGUCGGUACAGCUGUUGCAGAUGAAGAUGUGGGAAAAUCUCGGAAACAGCUUCCUGGGCAUCCUGAGGCAGGGCGCGGAUAUCAUAGCGGGGUCGAAACUGGAGGACGACCUCAUGCAAGUGGUCAAGGGCAUUACGGGCCUGCAAGCUGCUAGCAACCUCGGCACUAUGGACUUCACUAUCCCCACCACGGCCUUGAUCACCAACUGGACGGCCAUGGCGAAGUACCUGACGGAGGAACUGGAUGUAGAGGAGCUUGUGGUUGAGGCUCUCAGUCGCUCGGAACUGAAUCUAAUGGCGGUCCUUUCCCUGGAGGACGUGACCCUAGAAGAGGUCAUCUGCGAGGCCAGCCAGGUCAUCCGCGUGGUGACCCUGGCCGCGGACAGCCCCGUGACCCCGGCCAACCUAAGUGCCUCCCUCUGCCACGCCAGCGACGCCGAGGCCCUGGCGGCGACGUUCCUGCAGCACCUCGACCUCGGGCCUCUCAUCCAAACGCUGACGAAGUUCGGCAUCAACGCCACCCUUGCCUCCCGGGGAACGAGCCUCGACCAGCUCGUCAAGGACAUGGCGGCGCUGAGCACGAUGUCCAAGAGUCUGCCCAACAUGGCCUCCACCUUCAGCGCCCUCCACGGUAUCAUGAAGACCCUCAGGCAGGACGCGGCGGAGCUGAAUCAGCAGGAAAGCCAUGCUGCUCUCCUCGGCAACAGCACGACGGGAUCGGUGCUGGGUGAUCUGUCAUCCCCGAAAUUCCUGGAGCGAGCCGGCGAGGUGCUGUGCGGGCGGCCUCUGCGCCUCGUGCCCGAUACCCUGGGCGUGCUCUUCGCCGACGAGAAGAAGAAACCGCGGCGGCCAAGCAACACGAGCGACAUCUGCACCAGACUGUACGACGAACUGGAGGCGCUGCCGGGGGGGAAGCUCAUCCUGCACUUCGUCAAGCCGCUUCUCAUUGGCAAGAUUUACUUCACGCCCGAUAACGCCAUCACGCGCAAGAUUAUCGAGCAGGCCAACGAGACCUUCGUCAGCGUAGCGAGCCAGAGGGCGGCUCUCAGGCAGCUUCGGGAAGGCACGCGGAACCUUACUGCUCUCAACUUUAAGUCUGAGGACCUCCAGAAACUGGAGGAGGCGCUGUCGAUGCCCUGGGUGAAGGGGAUAAUGGCGCAGUUCCUUCCGGAGGCUUUGGCUCUUCAGGCAGACGGCGACCUUGACGAAGUCGCUCCUCGCCUUCAGGACGCCAUCAACUUGGUGACGGAGUUCCCCGAUAUUCUGGACAUCGGGGAGAAGCUGAUGUCCUGCAUGAAUCUGCAAAGGUUCCAGGCCGUUGCCAGCGAAGACGAUAUGCUCAGGGAAGCUAACUUGGUGGUCGACACGUUCGGGUUCCUUGCGGGCGUUGUGUUCGAAGGCGUAGGAAAGACGGGAGACACUGACGAGACGGUUCCUGCAAAACUCAAGUACGCCAUACGAGUUGACUACGAGAAAACUCCGUCGACUUUCAACUUAGGGCCAAGGUACUGGCGGCCAGGACCUUAUUCCAACAUGGCGGUGCACAUGCGGUACCAUCAGGGAUUCCUUCUGCUGCAGGAGAUGAUGGACAGCGCCAUCCUCAGACUGCAGUACUGGACCAACAAUCCUCAGGACGCAGAGUCGGUGCCAAGGGCGAAGAGGCAGGCAACAGCGACGAGUGUGAGCGACGAAGAGAGAGACAUGUUGCUGAAUCUUCCCGUGUACACCAAGCAACAGCCGUACCCUUGCUACGAAAAGGAUGAGUUCCUCGUGAUGAUGAACGAAUCCCCUGUGAUGAGUCUGGUCUUUUCCUUCGUGGUCUUUACCGUCUACGUCGUGUUCCUGAUUCGACACCUCAUCCAGGAACGGCAGUCCAGGAACAAACAGGUGCAGGAGGUGAUGGGGCUGCGCGCGUGGGUUGACCUGCUCGCCUGGCUGUUCUUCUCGGUGCUGCUGCUGCUGGUUCUGCUGCUGGUCCUGGCGCUGCUGAUCAAGCUGGGCAACCUCCAGCCCAAAGCGGAGUUCGGCGUCCUGCUUGCCUUCCUGCUGAGCUACGGUGUCAGCAUCGUGUCCUUCUGUUACCUGGUGUCCUGCGUCGUCCCCGGAGCUAUCCUGGGCGUGUUCGUGGGCGUGAUGGCUCUGCUGGUGUUCAACGUCCCCUUCAUAAGCAUCUCCGUCGUGCACGCCCACACGCCCUUGUACACCAUGCUCAUUUCGUGUUUGCUGCCCCCAUCGGCCUUUGGCUUCGGCUUCCGCGUAAUCUGCCAGUACGAAUUACUUCAAACCGGAGCGACGUUUGCCAACCUGUGGACGCCGCCACUCAGAGACACAGAUAUGACUCUGGGACUGGCCAUUGUGAUGCUGCUGGCGGACACUCUCAUCUUCUUCGUGUUGGCUGUCAUCAUCUCCAUCCUAAAGAACGGCACUCUCCGGUCCCUGGCGACGGGGGGGCGUCCGCCGCUGCUCCACCAAGCCUCCUUCUCGGACAAGGCCUCCCUCAAACGCUCCAACGAUUUCACUUUCAACAUCUUCCAUGAGGACACAGUCCACCCCUUGGACGUCGACCCCGGCCUCAAGCAGAGCUUCAAGAAGGGCCUCAGCAUCGUGGGUCUCCGAAGGAUCUACGAGAACCGCGGCGCCUCCAAGGUGGCCGUCGACAACCUCAACCUCGAGCUGUACGAGGGCCAGAUCAUGGCACUCCUCGGCCACAACGGCGCUGGAAAAACAACAGUCAUCUCGAUGAUCACUCGGGAGCUGCGCCAGACCGCGGGCAACAUCUCAGUGUACGGCCACGAUAUCCGCACCUCCUGGGACAAGGCCAGGAAGCUGAUGGGAAUGUGCCCCCAGAAGGCCGUCCUGUUCCCGCUCAUGACGGUGCGGGAGACGCUCGCCUAUUACACCCGGUUGAAGGGCACCGCAGCCGACCAGACCGACGCGGAAGUCAACUCGACGCUGAUCAACAUGGGCUUAUACGACCACCGCGACCACCUCGGCCGCCAGCUGUCGGAGGGUCUGCGUCGGCGGCUGUGCAUGUCCAUCGCCUUCGUCGGGGGGUCCAAGAUGGUCAUCCUGGACGAGCCGACGUCGGGAGUCGACCCAGCGGCGAGGGCGGCCAUGUGGGAGGUGAUCAGCAACCACCGCAGCGGGAGGACCAUUCUGCUGACCACGCAUCACCUGGACGAAGCGGAGACCCUGGCUGACCGCGUGGCCAUCUUGCAUCAGGGGAGACUGCUGUGUGUCGGGUCGCCCCUCGCCCUCAAGUCCGAGUACGGGUCCGGCUACAGCAUCACGCUCAGCAACAGGCGCGUCUAUGAUGAGACGGAGGACGGGCAGUACAAGGGAAAGCCUGGCAAAGAUGGGUCUUUCCUGCCCUUGGACGUCACUUUCCAGUUUGUGAAGACCGACGUUGUGCUUGAACUGGCGAAGAAGUAUGCUCCGAACGCUCGCCUUCUGGAAGCUGUCAACGCCGAGGUCACGUACUCAAUCCCCAUGACGGAUGGCCAAGGGAACGAGAACAGGUUGCCCGAACUGUUCGGCGAGCUGGAGGGCAAGCUGGAGGAGCUGGGGUUCGCGUCCAUGGAGAUCCGACCCACCAACCUCGAGGACGUCAUCAUCGCCCUCAACGCCAUCAACGCCAUCGAGGCCGAGAGUCUAGCGCAGUCCAAGGCGUCCCUCGAGGACGAACCCCAGAAAGAGGAGGACCUGCGUGACCUGUUCAACUUCCGGCCUCUGGCUCCUCGCACCGGCGUCAGGCUGUCCUUCCAGCGGUUGCUGGCCCUUCUGUUCAAGCGCCUCCUCCACCACGGCCGGGACCUGGUCUUCUACAUCCAGAUGUUUGUGUUGCCGUUAGUGUUCAUCUGCCUGGCCAUGUUGGGGUCCUGGUGCCGACCCGCCUUCGAGACCACUGCGCCCCUGGAAAUGAGUCCACACAUAUACUCUGCGCCGUCCACCUCCUUCGUCAGGCAACUGGACCGAACCUUUGAACCCUUGGCAGAGGAGUUCCUUCGGCUGACCCUGGGCACCAGCGAUGGCACGGGGCAGUGGUCCACAUGCCCUUCAAGCGUGGCCAACACCAACCCUGGUUUACCGCACUGUAAUAUGUCAGGCGAUACAACGCAGUCCUUGUGCAGAUGCAAUGAUGACGUAUGCUCCGUGGACGUCACCAACCAGCCCAGCCUCAACGACUGGAUCUUAGGAACACGAUGGCAACAUGUUCAAAACAGGUACGGAGGUCUGAGCCUCGGCGUGGAGGACCCCCGCUCCCCCACCAGCAGCCCCGGAGUCACGGUGUGGUACGACAACUCCGGCUACCACGCCCUCCCCGCCUACCUCAACGCCCUCACGAACGCCCGCCUCAGCAGACUUCUCGGGGACCAGUACGAGGUCACCACAGUCAACAACCCGGUCAAGUUCUCCAAAUACGGGUUGAACAGCAUCUCAUUGCAGCAGCACGUAGCGGACCUCGGGAUAGGCCUCCUGAUUCUGGUGGCGCUGACGGUGGUCUGCUCGAGUACCGCCGGGUACGUGGUGGGCGAGCGAGCCAGGGACGAGCGGCGAGUCCUCUACGUUGCCGGCGUGUCGAGGAACACCUACUGGCUCGCCAACAUGAUCUGGGACGUCUCGAUUCUGCUGCUCAACAUCUUCCUCACCGUGGUUGUCCUUGUCAUCUUCAACCAGCAACAGUUCGUGACCCACAGCAACCUGGGCGCCUUCUUCCUUCUAGCUCUGUUGUACGGGUUGAGCAUCCUGCCGAUCUUCUACCUGACGGAGGGCCUCUUCCGGACGGAAACCGCUGCCGUGUUCUCCUUCUUCUGCGGCACCUUCAGCGUCGGUCUAAUCUCUACCCUUCUCCUCAUCGUGUGUGAGGUCUACACUUGGGUCAAGGAGCUCAAGUAUGACAUAGGAUCCAGUUUUCUUGUCCUGGACGAGAUGGAGAACGUGAUCAAGUACCUGUUCUUGAUUUUCCCGCCGUUCACCUUCGCUUGCGGGAUCAAGAGCCUCUCUGUGUCCUACACCAAGGCUUCCAUCAUGGCGCGCUUUGGCAUCGACAUCUACACGUCGCCCUUCUCGUGGGAUCCGUCGAUGCAGGGCGGGCUGGGCAUCCACUAUUUAGCCCUGGCCAUUUGGGUGGUGGUGGGCGUGGUCUUGCUGCACGGGUGGAACGCCUGCGUGGAGCCGCUGUCACGCCCCGCCCCCUCCGCCCCGAAGGCGACGGCGGGAGCAGAGGAAGACAAGGACGUGGCUGCAGAGAGAAUCAAGAUUCAGUGUGGCGGAGCGUCGCUGUACGACACGGUCCUGCGGAUGGUGGGUCUGGGCCGCGACUUCGCCUCGCCGCCCACCUCGGCCGUCAGCAGCCUCUACCUGGCUCUGAAGAGGGGCGAGUGCUUCAGCCUCUUGGGUCUCAACGGCGCGGGCAAGACGACCACCUUCCGCUGUCUGACGGGGGACCUGCGACCCUCCCGCGGCCAGAUCCUGAUCAACGGCAUCGUCCUGAACGAGGCCCUGUCCCUGCCUCGCCCCGUGAUGAGCUACUGCCCUCAGAACGACCCCCUGGACCCCAACAUCACCCCCCGCGAGGCGCUCUUCAUUAUGGCUCUCGUCAGGGGCUUCCGGGAUGAUGAGCUCGUGGAGAACGUGGAUCGCGCCAUCAAGCAACUCGGGCUGAGCAAUCACGAGCACAACUACAUUAGAUACUUGUCAGGGGGCACCAUGAGGAAGGUUUCCCUCGCCCUGGCACUUAUCGGCAACCCCCCUCUAGUGCUGCUGGACGAACCUACCACGGGGAUGGACCCAGCCUCUCGACGAAUAGUGUGGCGCGCAGUGCAAAGCGUGACCCAGGAUGGGCGCACCGUGCUGCUCACUUCGCACUCCAUGGACGAGGUCAACCACCUUUCGCACCGAAUGGCCAUCAUGGUCAAUGGGUAUCUUGUGUGUAUGGGUUCACCGCAUUACCUCAAAUACAAACUCGGUGACAAGUACACGAUACGCAUCAAAGCCAAAGACAUAGAAGACUUGCCCGUCAUCGUUGAUUAUUUAAGAGGACACUUUAAUGAAGUUCUGCUCAAGGAGCAGCAUCACCUGUCACUGGUGGCGGAGGUGAGUCGCCGGCUGCCGCUCAGACUCAUCUUCGACGCCCUCAACUCCGCUAAGUUGGUUGGGGUCACCGAGUACGACGUCUCGCAGACCACACUCAACGAGGUGUUCCGGCUGCUGACGUCUCACCAGGGCGACGGACAGGUCCCUCCGUCCCCGACCGACACGGAAGCAGACCAGACGAGUGUCCCCAUGCACCUGUCCAACCUUUCUCCCGCCGGGGUAAACGUUCCUGACAGCACAUUCCAAUCCCCCAGCCGUUCUCCUUACCUGUCGCCGGAGCCCACCCUCACGCCGGAUGGACGCCGGAGCAUGUACGACAACGUGGAGGACGGCCGAGUGGAGACCUACGCCACCGUGGGGCGUCUCAGUGCCAAGAAGGCCCCGACCCCUGAAGUGACUGCUUUGGGGAGGGACUCGCCCACCUCGCAGGCCAGCACAGCCGACGAAAGCCCCGAGGAGGAAUGGACGCACCUCUAGAGCGUCGAGGUCGCUGUGCUGAGUGAAGCGGGGACCGCACAGCAGCGUGAGCGAGUGCCACAUGGUGUGAGGACAGCGAUGAGGACGAAGUGCAGAAUAUAGAAUACAAAGUUUUUCUUUAGAAAAUCUGGAUCAUUCAUGCGAUUUCCCUUAAUGUUCAUUUUUGGACCGAACUGUGACUAGAAUGCCAAAUGAAUGUGCAGUAACGAUUUUCUGUUAUUUAUAAUGGUUGUUCUCCAUGUCAUAUUCAUCCAUUACGGUCAUCACAGUUUUUCGUAAGUGUAAGCCCUUCAGGAACGUAACACCCGACCCACGAACGCACUCAUACUUUUAAGGGAUCGUACUGAGUAAGGCAUUAC